AUGGUUGCGGAACAACUUCGUUUGGAUUUAGAAGAUGCUGCAAAUCGCAUGCGUAUCUCUGCUAUAGAAAUGACCUGUGCUAGCAAGAGUGGACAUCCAUCCUCUUCUACUUCUGCAGCUGAAAUCAUCUCUACUCUCUUCUUCCAUGAAAUGAAGUAUGACAUCGCUGAGCCUAAAUCUGCUAGCGCUGAUCGUUUCGUUCUUUCCAAGGGACAUGCUUGCCCCAUUCUGUAUGCUGCUUGGGAAGAGGCUGGUCUACUGUCUCACGAGCAAGUUCUCUCUUUGAGAAAAAUUGACUCCGACAUUGAGGGACAUCCUACUCCAAGAUUGAACUUCAUCGAUGUUGCUACCGGAUCUUUGGGACAAGGGCUUUCUUGUGCUGCUGGUAUGGCAUAUGUCGGAAAAAAUAUUGAUAAGGCCAGUUAUCGCGUUUACUGCUUGCUAGGAGAUGGAGAAAGUGCUGAAGGAUCUGUCUGGGAAGCCGCUGCCUUUGCUUCAUACUACAGCCUGGACAAUCUAGUUGCACUCGUAGAUGUCAACAGACUCGGCCAAUCACAACAAACUGCCCUUGGGCAUAGUGUUGAAGUUUAUCAGGCUCGUUUUGCCGCUUUUGGAUUCCAUUCGAUUGUUGUCGAUGGACACAAUAUCGAUGAAUUGAUUGCUGCUUAUGAAACUGCCAAAAAUACCAAGGGAAAGCCAACAGCUAUCAUUUGUAAAACAUUGAAGGGAAAAGGAAUUGAGGGAGUGGAAGACCUCGAUAACUGGCAUGGAAAGCCUGUUGCGGCCGAUAAGAUCAACGCAAUUAAAGCUCGUUUCCACGGAAGUCAAAAAGGCAAACUUGUAGCUUCUAAGCCACUGAAUGAUGCUCCUGUGGUUGAUCUUCAACUAGGGUCGAUCAAGAUUGCUACUCCAACUUACAAGAAGGGAGAAAAGGUUGCUACUCGCGCUGCUUAUGGAACAGCUCUUGCUAAGCUUGGUGACGCAAGUCCCAGAGUCAUUGGGCUUGACGGUGAUACCAAAAACUCUACUUUCUCUGACAAACUUCUAAAUAAACAUCCCAACCAGUUCAUUGAAUGUUUCAUUGCUGAACAAAAUCUUGUUGGCGUUGCCGUCGGUGCUCAAUGCAGAGACAGAACUAUUCCAUUCACAAGCACUUUUGCUGCUUUCUUCACUCGUGCUGCUGAUCAAAUCCGCAUGGGAGCUGUUUCAUUUGCAAAUGUGAAGUUUGCUGGUUCUCAUGUUGGAGUUUCCAUCGGAGAAGAUGGACCAUCCCAAAUGGCUCUCGAGGACUUGGCUAUGUUCCGUGCUAUUCCUGGCUCAACUGUUUUCUACCCCACUGAUGCUGUCUCAGCUGAACGAGCCACUGAGCUUGCUGCUAAUAUCAGAGGAAUGGUUUUCAUAAGAACAGGUCGCCCAGCACUAGAAGUUCUUUAUGACAAUGAUGAAGUAUUCCAAGUUGGACAAGCUAAGAUUGUCAAACAAUCUCCUCAGGACAAGAUUGUUCUUAUUGGAUCAGGAGUUACUCUUUAUGAAUGUCUCAAGGCUGCUGACCAACUAGAGAAGGAAGGCAUCCAUGCUUGUGUCAUUGAUCCUUUCACCAUCAAGCCUAUUGACAAGCAAACCAUUCUUCAACAAGCCCAGCGCGUCGGUGGUAAAGUUUUAACUGUCGAGGAUCAUUAUCCAGCUGGAGGAAUCGGAGAAACAGUAUCUGCUGCUUUGGCUGAUGAAGCUGUUAGAGUUCGUUCUCUAUGCGUUCACGAUGUUCCUCGCUCAGGACCACCUGAUGAUUUGGUUGACUUGUUUGGAAUCUCGGCCCGCCACAUCGUCAAUGCUGUCAAGCAGUUUUAA
Auanema sp. JU1783 is the source of this 1848-nucleotide messenger RNA. The record is from the annotation of a GenBank genome assembly. Lineage: Eukaryota; Metazoa; Nematoda; Chromadorea; Rhabditida; Rhabditidae.